AUGAUCCAAGCACAUCCCUAUUGUCGAGCUCUCAUUGUUAUUGGCGCGAUAAGCUAUCUGUACGCGAGAUGUACGCGAGUUUUGUAUGAGUCAAUCAUAGCCAUCCCAUCACUAGGCGUGCAGUUUGAGACCCAUAGAGGGACCUCGCUAUUUACGUGGUCUGUGAAACGAACAUUCGUGUCCUUGGCCGAGCUGGAUGAUCUCAUCCUGAAUGAGGCUCUAUACGGCUGGAAUGUGCGCUACUACAUGGCGGCACUGUAUAGGACAGAAGGCAGAGAGAUUCGCCUGCAUGUGGCAUACGAGAAUAUCCUGCCACGCUACGCGGUUUUGCGGCCCGUCUUGCAUGACCUACAUCAGUAUCUGAACGUGGUUUAA
Molecule: messenger RNA, 375 nt
Organism: Peniophora sp. CBMAI 1063
Lineage: Eukaryota; Fungi; Basidiomycota; Agaricomycetes; Russulales; Peniophoraceae
Source: the annotation of a GenBank genome assembly